This is a messenger RNA of Pisolithus orientalis, 2505 nucleotides long. RefSeq lists its product as uncharacterized. The transcript is spliced from 7 exons. The record is from RefSeq and is a predicted model, not a curated record. Bases 1 to 2229 code for a protein of 742 amino acids. Gene Ontology annotation, biological process: regulation of chromosome condensation. NCBI's taxonomy places the organism in Eukaryota, Fungi, Basidiomycota, Agaricomycetes, Boletales, Pisolithaceae.
AUGCAGCGUGUCUAUGGCCGGAAAGGACGAAGAACAACACGAGAACCCCGACUACCUGAAACUGAAACCCCAACCGACACCGAUGACAACGACUCACCGUCACCGGGUCGACGGAAGCGACGCAAGAUUACUGUGGAAGCCAGUCCGCUCACGGCCACACCAGAUGGUAGUCCCAGUAAACGCCCGCAGACACCUAUCCCGGAUUCGUCUCAAGUGAAAGGCCGACUCCAGUCCUCCACUCCAACACGUAAGAGACAGGCCACUCCAGACGAUCUCGCGCAGUCACCCUCGAAACAGCAGCCACUUAGACCUAUGAAGACAUAUGCGGGGCCAUCCCGAUCUUUCCUGGUGAACCUCCCAAUAUCCAGCUUGGACUUGGACAACCUCCACGAUCAAACUCAGGAGGAUAUGUCACAGGAAUCAUAUACAGACCUCCGCAACCGUUGGGGAGUAGAUAAAUCUGAGGAUGAUCCCCUUCCGUUUGAACCGGCUUCUUCCCCGUCCCGAAGGCUGAAGCGCACUUCGAGCGCCUCGUUUCAAACAUCCCUCGGUCACAACUCUAAUGGAGCGCCGAACGAUCUCAAAAGCAUAACGGAGUUAAGAAAUAAGGGUGAAAGUAGACGGUUUAUGGAUGAGGUGGGAUAUCUUUUCGAGGGUCUUGAGAUGUCUAGCGCGAUGGCAUUGCGGCGGACGAGCGCUCUCGAGAUAGUCAACAAGCUUUGUGACCCCGACUUUAACAGACGGGCCAAGGCGUUCGAUUUUUACGUACUAACAUGGGACAAGUUGUCGAUAUCACGGGGUGGAGUGAGUGACAAAAUAUUCGAUGCCAUUUUAUCAUUCUUUGCGGCUUUGUCUUCUAGGGACCCGCAUACCCUCGGAGAUUUAUCACGACGUCCCGAUUUUGCCGAUACGCUUGUUGACAUUCUUGUUUCGCUUCGUGACAAGACGGACGUACUUUCUCUUGCUGCCGCGAACGCGCAUGUAACGGACUUCAAAGCAUGUGGGAUUUCAAGGUCAGAGAUUCUUGUUUUGAAAAAUCUAUCAGGCAUGGUAUCGGAGGAAUUGCAUGAGGGAUCAGAGUCCCAGCCUUCCGUUCGUACCUUGGUCUCCCACACACUAGCUAUGCUCCCUGCUACUCUUGCUGCUCGACACUUGGAUCCCAUACUCGCUAGCCUGGAGGCUGAGCUCAGCCUGGUAGGACCCCGCAUUACAGCCUAUCUAUCUGGAUUGCCCCUACUACCUGUUCCAAGUGAACUAUGCUCUGCAGCUCUAUCCCUCGAACACCUGGAAUCGUGUUUGCGCCUCGUGGACUCUUUCCUACUAGGACAGUGGUCAACAGCAAACUUGGAGGAUGAUCGAGCCGCAGUCUUUCGCGUGGCAUGCGCUGAUGAGCUGGCUUCAAAGUUUCUGUCUCUUUGCGUUCUAUCUCAGGUACAGCUACGCGAAAGCGAGAAUGAAGACCAACGUAUUCUAGCGUGGAAAUGUUUGUGCGGAGCGUUACGCGUGCUCACUCUGCUCUCGCAUGGGGACCUAUCGUGGUGUGAGGCGACACUCGUGGAAGAGUAUUCUCUUCCCUUUGUAGCUUUGGUGGCUAUCCAGUCUCAAUCAAAAUGGCUAGAGAACGGAGAUCAACACCCUGGUGGUGAAACCUUUGACCUUCUAUGCCUUGCACUGGGCCUAUUGAUGAACUGGGCCACCAUGAGUGAAAAGGUGUCCGGUCUUUGCAGAGAGCAGUGUAAGCCUAUCUUGCUUGAAUCACCCAUUUGCCUACUCGCCAUUCUGACAGCGAUCGAUCCUUCUUGCCCUGGAAACCGGCCUUGUAUCCGGGCGUGUCAGUGUUCAGAGAGGCAGUCCAUCCUGCGCUGUCUCACGGCACUCUACGUCCAACACACGUCAACACAUGAGGACAGUCCACCAGAGAAUGUCUUCCUUCGUGGUUAUACAGCAGUCCUUCUGGGCAUACUAAUCAAAGGUAACAAAGCGAGCCUCGACGUCGUCUUGGCUGCGCUAUCUGCCGAAUCAUCGUCUGCCAAGCUCAGAUCAUUGAUAUGCCACUGCCACGCGUUCCUCGAUUCAUAUAAGCAGACAAUGACUUCUCUAAAUGAAGGAACAACUUCCUUGGCCUCUCGGGAUUCCAGAGACCGGCGGAAAGGUUCCUGGGAUAAGAGCGGCGAGGAAAUAGCGCGCGGUGUGAUUGCAUCUCUAGAAUCAUUAUGCAGUAGCUCCUAGGUUUUACUAUAAUAUUGAAUGAUAAUCGUCAUGGUUCAUGUGAUGUCGACUUCCGCCACCUGCGCAGUAGCGUCGUCAUCGUCCAGUUCGGUAAAGUUUUGUUCUAUAGCGGGCAUGUAAGCGUGCAUCUUCCGCAUAUCGCCGAUGCGGACGUUCGCAUGAUCAAAGGCGAGCGCGACGAUCGGCUCUCCAGGCUCAUAGUUCAUGAGCAUGGACUGUGGCAUCGUUGGAUAUCUUGCUGAGAAGUGGGUCAGGAGAGUGCUGUGAGCAUUCAUC